Molecule: messenger RNA, 2077 nt
Organism: Exaiptasia diaphana
Lineage: Eukaryota; Metazoa; Cnidaria; Anthozoa; Actiniaria; Aiptasiidae
Product: TNF receptor-associated factor 3
Exons: 5
Coding region: 49-1701 (550 amino acids)
Biological process (GO): positive regulation of JNK cascade; tumor necrosis factor-mediated signaling pathway; protein K63-linked ubiquitination
Cellular component (GO): plasma membrane signaling receptor complex
Molecular function (GO): zinc ion binding; protein binding
Source: RefSeq, a predicted model, not a curated record
GCAUUAAGGCAAACAAGGAUCGUAAAGUCAGUUCCAUCAAGACUUAAAAUGUGUCGUAAUAUGGAUGAAGUUAUUCAUUUUGAUGAGCAGAAAAUAGUGUUCGUAAAACAACUUGAUCCGAGUUACAAAUGUAUUGUAUGUAACAAUCUUCUUCACAAACCUAAGCAGACUUCAUGUGGGCACAGGAUCUGUGAAAACUGCCUGACAACAUUAACAAAGCGCUCGCCAAACGCACGUCCUCGGUGUCCAAUCGACGAGAUUGAACUUGACUUAAAAGACACCUUUCCAGAUAAAUGCUGUGAGAGAGAUAUACUAUCGUUACAAUGCUUCUGUCCAAACUCAAAGAAAGGAUGUGAUUGGGAAGGGGACUUUGGAUCUUUGAAGGAACAUAUCAGUAAGUGUGAACRUACAUCGGUCRWGUGCCCAAACRAAGGCUGCAGCGCUACUAUGGAAAAACGAUGUCUACAAGAUCACUUGACAAAUCACUGCGAUUAUAGAUUGCACACGUGCGAGAACUGUGAAGAACAGAUUGCUCAGGUUGAUGUGGAGAAACAUCAAUCAAAAUGCGCAGGAGUACUGGUACCCUGUACUAUGGGGUGUGGUGCGUCRCUGUAUCGAAAAGACAUGGAAAGACACGUGACCCAUGAAUGCUCCAAAGCUCCUGUAUUUUGCUCUCUGUAUCAACACGGAUGCAAUUUCAAAGGAACUCGAGAAGAUCUUGAGAAACAUGAUACUGACUGUCUGGAAAAACACAUUCAAAUCAUGGCUGAAUACAAUUCUAAGKCUUCUGAAAASUCGAAGAAGCUGGAAGAACRAAUACAAUCUCUCAAGUCUGAGAAAGAUGCUCUCGAUCGUCAACUCCAAGACUCCAACCAAGUCCUUGCGUUAACCAAGCAAGACUUCCAAACUUUGCAAAGCAAGAUCAGAAUCUUGGAAAAACACAUGGAUCAACAAAAGAAGAGUAUUAUUCAACUGCAAGAAAUACAGCAAAAAGAGCCAAGUGAAAUAGAAAGCCAAACUGCAAUGCAAACCCAGCUGGAGGAGAUUUAURCACUUUUACGCAAUCAAGAGAAAAGGAUUAACGACUUGAGCAUUCAAGACGAGUUUGGCGUAGGUUUCAGGUCUUUGAGCAGUUCAUACGGUAACGACCGACGCAUUUCCAAGAUUGAGCACAUGUGCGCAACUACCGARAUCWGCAUUGCAGAACAUGAUCUUAGAAUACAGAUGCUAGAAGCGACGUCAUACGACGGUUCUUACAUCUGGAAAAUCGACAAUUGGUCUCAAAGAAUUCACGAUGCAAAGAUUGGUAAGACAACUUCACUAUACAGCCCUCCAUUUUACGUGGGUCGUUCUGGGUAUAAAGUAUGUGGACGUCUAUACCCCUGUGGGGAUGGGAUUGGUAAAGGAACACACCUUUCUAUGUUCUUUGUGGUGAUGAAAGGCGAGUACGACGCUCUUUUGUCUUGGCCAUUUCGUCAGAAAGUAACCUUUCGGUUAAUAGAUCCAAAUCGAAUGAAUGAUCUUACUGACUGUUUUCGUCCAGACCCGAACAGUUCUAGCUUCCAGAAACCAAAAAGCUCGAUGAACAUUGCUUCAGGGACGCCAAAAUUUGUAUCACAUAGAACUCUGGACAGCUACGUUAUAGAAAAUACGUUAUUCAUCAAAAUAUCUGUUGAUARAACUGGAUUAGUUGAUUUAUAACAGAGUUAAGCCCCUGACAAAUAACAAAUGUUGGACAGCCCAACAUUGAGUGGUGUUUGGCGUUGAUGAAYGGUUGGAUCAAGCAUGUUGGAAAUUCAAGGCAUCUGGCCUUCCAGUCGAGUUGCCAUGGCCAGGUGAUGUUGAUGAAUAAAACAUUUUCUCAGUCAGGGGUUUGUSGGGUAAAGUCUGCAAAGGAGAUUGUAGGCUCGUGUGGCACUUCUUUUCCGAGCAUUGAAGAACAUUUAAUGAACUAUAUUAGGCGAAUAGAUUAUCAUUAUUAUAAUUUGCAAAAAAUUGUCAUAGAGAGAUAGGACAUUAGAAUUUUAGUUAAAAAUAAUUUAUUAAAAACACAAAAGAAGAUCAAUUUUUAAAGUUA